Molecule: messenger RNA, 615 nt
Organism: [Candida] anglica
Lineage: Eukaryota; Fungi; Ascomycota; Pichiomycetes; Serinales; Debaryomycetaceae
Source: the annotation of a GenBank genome assembly
AUGGACCCUGUUGUGCUCCAGAAUGGCUGGCUUAGAGAUUCUCUUUUGAAAAGUAUCUCGAAUGUUCCUUCGGAACGAACGUUAACUUCAGAAUUGCUAGCCAAGAACGUGUCACCGGAAUCUUUACCAGUACUUCGAAUCUUUCGAUUCUUACAAAAAACACAUCUGAAGGACUUGACAGCUAUCUUAUCGGAUUCCACACACAAAAUAUAUGCCGUUUUUCCGUACGAGGCCAUUCGGGCUUUUGAAUUGAAGUAUAAAAAGCGGAUCACGUUGCAGACCGUGAACAGCUUGAUUUUAGUGGAGAGAGCAGAUUAUAUAUUUGUUGGUUCACAAAGACUACUUCAAGACUAUGGGGUGAGGUCUGAAGCCAAGGGGGGUAGUUUAAUUGUACUUAAAGUGAACCAAGUUGAGAUAUUUCUGAGAGAUCAGAUCGAAUUAGGUUGGGUAGUAUCUAGUAAGCUCAAAUUUGUGUAUGACACUGAGUAUGAAAAGAUGGUGAGUUGUGAUAAAACACCAAAACGGACUAGAGUUAAAGAAGAACGAGAAGGGGAAAAUCAAGGGGAGAAAAAGAAAGUUAAGAGAAGUGAUAAUAAGGUGCUGAACAAGUGUUGA